AGAAGCUUUAAAGAGAAAACUGGGCAACAUUUCAGCUCUUAUGUCACAUGUAUUAGUCCUAAAGAUAUAUUAAACAUCACAGAUACGUUUCAUUUACCUCUAACCUCUGUUGGAAAGCUAAUUAGGCUAACGAAGCUAAAUGAGUCCCUCCAUUAAAGUCUCCAUCCAGCUGUGAAUCAAACCAGGCGGAGAGGAGGAGGAACCAUGACGAGUUUUGCUAGUCAAGUAUUUUGCAGGGUGGAGAGGAUAUGCCACCAUCUCCCUGUGCUCCUCAACACCUUCCUGGUCUUCUCCAUCACCGGGGAGGUCAGCUACCUGGUCCUGGUCGAGGCUCCCCUGGAGGCAGAGCAGAAGAAGACUGUGUGGUCGUCCUGGUGGAAGGGGUUGCACCUGCUGGUCCAGUACUUCAUGCUGGGAAACAUCUGCUGGAACGCGCUGCUCUUCGUUAGGACCAGUCCCAGCAUCAAGGGGGUGUUCCUGGGAGGAGAGGGCAUGGGUCAGGGGUGGAGGUACUGUUACACAUGUGAGACACACACUCCUCCGCGCUGCUCCCACUGCUAUGACUGCAAAGUGUGUGUGCUGCGGCGAGACCACCACUGCGUGUUUUUUGGCCAGUGCGUGGGUUUCCGUAACUACCGUUACUUCCUCAGUUGCUUGUUGUUUAUGUGGUCUGGGCUCCUGUACGCCACACUGAUGAAUGCUGAGGUCUUCAUUGUCAUACUGAAAGAAGGCGUGACCAUGCACAGCGUGCUGCUGCUGCUCAUACCCUGGAUCAUGCUCAUUUCAGGUCAGGUCUCAGCACGUGCCUUUGCCUUUGCCUUCAUCGCUGACACGUGUGUGGUGGGCUUCCUGCUGGUGUCCGCCUUCUUCUUCUUCCAUCUCUUCCUGCUGUUUCGGGGACAGACCACCAGGGAGUGGUACUCAUCACGCAGACCCUACAACCUGGGACUCUUUGGCAAUCUGCGUCACACCCUGGGCAUUCGCUGGUACCUCUGCUGGCUCUGCCCGCUCAUCUCAUCACCUUUACCUGGGGACGGGAUAAACUUCCAGGUCACAGGAUCACUGGAACCUACCCGGUAACAGCUGAACGUCAGAGUUUUAACAGGCCUUUACUUCAAUGGUGAUGGGUAACAUUAUUGAGAGUGGCAGCAAGGAAGAUCACCUUGUUUCAAUAAGAGGAAGAAGGGGUAUAGGAGGGAUGAAACAAGAAUAGUAUAUUGGAGUGUUACUGGGUAUAAUGGUCUACCAGUAUCUUUACCUGCUAAUUGUGGGUUUACUGUUGUGAAGGUGCAGUGAUGCUGCCUUACCUGAAGGUUAUCUGUGCACUCAGUGAGGCUAGCCUCAGAUUAUUAACACAGAAAUAAGCACUGUUCACCUGGAGUACUGAGCACUGAAAAUAUGGGUUUGCUGAAAAUGAAUGUAUUUAUUGAUUGUGAAAAAAAUAAAAUUUUAAAUCUUUACAAGCAAUCACUAUUGCUGACAAGAAGGCUUGGGUGGCAUCAUAUUGAGAUCUGCGAGAGCAACAACUUAGCUGGGCUGUCCCCAAGUUGCCUGAUCUGAAGUUCAUAAAAAUGUGGCGUCCACUGUUCCUGGGUACACCCAAGGACUAUAAAAUACACCAUCAUUACACUACUGUAUGCUGCUGUGUGUUAGUUACUUGGACCAUGAUGUGCUGGUGUUUUCCACUCUAGCUCCAACUCAAGUCCUAAUUGAGCUUGUUAUUGAAUUGUGUGUACCAAGUGGGACAUUGAGAGGGGAUUCAAAACAAUGUCUUAACUGUUAAAUUACAACUACAGGAUGGCAUGUGUAAGCCCUGAAGAUAAUCAUCAUCAGAAAUCAUACAUUCUGUUGCAGUUUACAAAUUAAGUAAUUUAGUGAAAGCAGUAUUUAAAAUCAAACUGUCAGUUUUAGUAAGGGACUAUUACAGAUGUUUAACAACAUGGCAUGUACUCUCUUACAGCAUUUAAUGACAACUGGACUGGUUACCUCAAACUUCUUUUUAUCUCCAUUUGCACUUUUAUAACCACUCUUAAUUCUCCUGGCCUUAAAGUGUGCCAACAAUUACUUUAUUUCAAGGUUGUUUUUUUUCUUCCAAAAGUUAUAUUAAAGCCAAAAAUAUAUAUGUGUGUGUAUAUAUAUAUCUAUACAUAUGUCUCUUUCAUUUAUUUCUUUGGUAGUGUUUCAUUUA
Scomber japonicus (chub mackerel) is the source of this 2188-nucleotide messenger RNA. RefSeq names its product zinc finger DHHC-type containing 24 (gene zdhhc24). Gene Ontology annotation, molecular function: protein-cysteine S-palmitoyltransferase activity. The record is from RefSeq and is a predicted model, not a curated record. Gene Ontology annotation, biological process: peptidyl-L-cysteine S-palmitoylation; protein targeting to membrane. Gene Ontology annotation, cellular component: Golgi apparatus; endoplasmic reticulum. Bases 205 to 1080 code for a protein of 291 amino acids. Lineage: Eukaryota; Metazoa; Chordata; Actinopteri; Scombriformes; Scombridae. The transcript has 3 exons.